AUGGCCCCUUACGAUUCAUCAUCGCGGUCUUCAAUCUCUAUACUCGCCUCUCCACUGAAACUGCCCUGCGGCGUCACGCUCCCUAACCGGCUAGUCAAAUGUCCUAUGCAAGAAACCUGCGCCACACCUCCCAAUUUCGACCCACCCCUAGAUGCAUUCCGGAAUCUCUACGACACAUGGUCCAGCGCGCAGUAUGGCUUGCUUAUCACAGGCCAAGUUCAGAUCGAUAGCCGCUACUUCAGCAUCGCAGGCGACGUCUGUGCCCACAAGGACUCGCUAUCAGAGCCCAUCCUCAGCAAAUGGCGCGAGUGGGCUAGCAUCGCACAACGGCAUGGCACGCCCUGUAUCGUGCAGCUAGCACAUCCCGGGAGGAUGAGUCCGGCAGGUGCGGGCACUAGACCGGCCGACAUGCCGGCGCUGUGUCCUUCGAGUGUACCAGUAUCGAUCGGGAUGGGCGAUGGAUGGCUCGACAAGCUUGCUUUGGAGAAGUUGCUGGGCACGCCCAAAGCCAUGACGAUCGAGGACAUCGACGAGGUCGUUGAGAUGUUUCUCGAUGGAGCUAGAGUCGCCAAAGAGGCUGGUUUCGCCGGCGUACAGAUCCACGCUGCUCACGGCUUCCUCGUGUCAGAGUUCCUGAGUCCACACACUAACAGACGCAAUGAUGCUUACGGAGGUGAUCCAGAGCGAAGAAUGACCUUCCUCAAGCGGCUGGUGAAAGAGGUUCGUGAAGUCAUGGGCCCGGAACGGUGUAUGAGUGUCAAGCUCAAUAGCGGCGACUACAUGGCAGACGGAGGCUUGACACAAGAUGAGGCUUUGGAGCAGGUGCGAUGGUUGGUCGAGUGCGGUAUGGUGGAUUUUGUCGAGAUCUCAGGAGGAAACGCCGAGCAGAAGAGCUCCAAGCUACACAACAGCUUUGGCAACAGGAGUCUCGAGAAGGUCCCCAAACGAGACAGCACCCGGAUACGCGAAGCUGCCUUCAUCGACUUCGCCGAAAGGGUUGAGCAGAUGCAGCCAAUGAUACCGAUCCAGCUUUCCGGAGGCUUCAGAAGUCGAAACGGCAUGGCGGAUGCUAUUGACAGCGGUGCAUGUGACCUGAUAGGCCUGGGGAGGACGGCCGUCCUGGAGCCGCAGCUCCCGAAGACUAUGCUGCUCAACCCUGAUAUCUCUGAUGAUCAGGCCUUGGCUCUUCCUCACCAGAUUAGAGGUCUGUGGUUCUCGAGAUGGAUACCGGCAAAAGUAGUUGGCAGUGGUUUGCCUAUUCAGUUCUUCUACUGGAAUAUGCGCCGUCUAGGAAGAGGUCUGAUGAGUGACCCGAAUGCCAGCAUACCUUGGGUCGUCGCCACCAACACGAUAGAACUACUACAGGCGGUAGUCAGCGGCGUAAGCGGGAGGUUGCGAGGUCUCAUUCCCUCAAGAUACCCAUGGCAGCAUAUUGAAGUCGAGACGGGGUGA
Messenger RNA from Cyphellophora europaea CBS 101466, 1452 nucleotides. RefSeq lists its product as uncharacterized. The coding region runs from base 1 to 1452 and encodes 483 amino acids. Gene Ontology annotation, molecular function: oxidoreductase activity; FMN binding. The record is from RefSeq and is a predicted model, not a curated record. Lineage: Eukaryota; Fungi; Ascomycota; Eurotiomycetes; Chaetothyriales; Cyphellophoraceae. The transcript is spliced from 2 exons.